Molecule: messenger RNA, 1458 nt
Organism: Ramularia collo-cygni
Lineage: Eukaryota; Fungi; Ascomycota; Dothideomycetes; Mycosphaerellales; Mycosphaerellaceae
Exons: 1
Coding region: 1-1458 (485 amino acids)
Source: RefSeq, a predicted model, not a curated record
AUGGUCCAGCCCGCGCCCGGCGGCGGGCCUCGCGCUUCUGCCUCAAAUAAGAAGCGCAAGGCGGAGAUGGAGGAAGAGGUUCUCCAAAUAGAAGGCGCUUCUGAUGUCCAGGAGGGCCGGAAGCGCAUUCGGUCAGUUUCAACAGCCUGGCCUUACGAAUCCGAUGCUAAGAUCUACAGCUUGGACUAUGGCAAGACCAUCGAAGUGACAGUGUUUAGAAACAAGCAAGGAAUCAGCCCGGUUGUCAAAGAGGUAUUCCGAGUCGAUGAAGCCCUGCUCUUUCGAGGGUCGCCCUACAUUCGGCGGCGAAUUACCAUCCAAGGAGACAAGACCAACUACGAGAUUUUUGACGGGGACCCAGCCGACUUCAAGUUUUAUUUGAACUGGAUCUACGGCAAAGCCCUUUCUGUGGUACCUGUCGAAGAUGGAGGAGGUAGUCUGUUCAGAGAGCAACGUAGCAGGCUCGGCCAAGACGAUCAGCCCGACGCUGGUGUCUCCAGCCUCUGCGAUUUGCUACGUUUUGCAUUCUUAGCUAUUCGGGAUUUCGGUUUCAUUUUUCAGGUGCUGCGUGUGCUCGGGGAACGUGCCUUGACUGCUCUCCCAGGAUCUGUCUCGAUCAGUGUUGCCGAUGGUGUGUUCAUUUGGGGCUUGCGACAUCGUCCAGGGGCACGCUUCAUUCGGAGACGCAUCCCUGAAUGGAUGGCUCCAGGCCUGACACGAGAAGAAAUUGAGCAGUCAGGUCAGUUUCUGAAAAGCGACUUGCUCAAAGCUUUGCGUGAGCUUCUACCCCAUACGAAGCUCACAAUUCGGAUCGGGGCGGGCGAGAACGCACAGACGUUGACUGUGGAUCGAAGUCUUGCUAUCAGACGCUCUACACUACUUUCCACGGUGCUCAAGGCAGGAGGUAGCAUGCCAUCUGAAUUGCCGCCCGCGCAAAUAACCUUGGAUGAGUCUGGCACUGCAACUCUUUCUGGUGAGUACAGUGCAAAUCUUCUAAGAGACUGGGCGGAAACUUUGACGGAAGAGGGAAAAGAGCUGAAAUCCCUUCUCUCACGUUAUAACAACCUCAAGAUCGACCAAGUUCAAGCCGAUGAAUGCAAACGUGCGCUUUGCGCCCUGUGGAUUCUUGCAGAAGCGCUUGGUGAUCGCAUGCUACAGAAGACGAUCAUCACCGCUCUUCUCACAGAUUCCAACGGCGAGAUUCUGAGAACUCGAUGGGUUACACCUGAGAUAAUCGCCAUGGUUUAUGAAAGGCUUCCCUCAAGCAGUGGCCUACGGCGCCUCAUCGUGAGCAUAAUCUCUUCCAGCAUUGUCAGACAGGGCAUGAAGAGCAACACCCCGGCAAUACCAACCGCACUGCUUAUGGAAAUCCUUAUCAAGACACGAGAGAUCAGUGGCAUUGACAAAGGCCACAAGCACCUGAAGCUCGCUACCUACCGAUGCCGAUCAGUUUUGUAA